Molecule: messenger RNA, 1392 nt
Organism: Brassicogethes aeneus
Lineage: Eukaryota; Metazoa; Arthropoda; Insecta; Coleoptera; Nitidulidae
Source: the annotation of a GenBank genome assembly
GAUAAUUAUUUUUACCACAUUUAAAAGUGUAAACAUGUGAUACUUUUUUAUAUAAAAACCAGCAAUCCAAAGCUCAGUUAGUCAGUUGAUAUUUUGGAUUAAAUCAUGAUCAAGGGAAUAUUGUUAUUGUGUUUGGUGGCUUUGAUUACAGUGAAUUGCUUUCCCAAUGGCAAUUACACACAAAGGAAUGAUGGACAUAAAACAGAAACUUUAACAAAAAAUAACCCAGCCCUUAUUGGCGGACAAGCUGGUGUCUACCACAAAGACAGAACCACAGAGACUUCCAAACAUUUGAUUGGCGGACAAGAUGGUGUACGUAAAACCAGAGAUGUCGACACUAUUGGCGGACCAGCUGGAACUCAGCAAGGAACUUCUGAAAGGCCUAAACAUCUCAUUGGCGGACAAGAUGGUGUCUACUACAAAGAUAGAACCACAGAGGCUUCCAAACAUUUGAUUGGCGGACAAGAUGGUGUACGUAAAACCAGAGAUGUCGACACUAUUGGCGGACCAGCUGGAACUCAGAAAGGAACUUCUGAAAGGCCUAAACAUCUCAUUGGCGGACAAGAUGGUGUCUACCACAAAGACAGAACCACAGAAGCUUCCAAACAUUUGAUUGGCGGACAAGAUGGUGUACGUAAAACUAGAGAUGUCGACAGAAUUGGCGGACCAGCUGGAACUCAACAAGGAACUUCUGAAAGGCCUAAACAUCUCAUUGGCGGACAAGAUGGUGUCUACUACAAAGACAGAACCACAGAGGCUUCCAAACAUUUGAUUGGCGGACAAGAUGGUGUACGUAAAACCAGAGAUGUCGACAGAAUUGGCGGACCAGCUGGAACUCAGCAAGCAACUUCUGAAAGGCCUAAACAUCUCAUUGGCGGACAAGCUGGUGUCUACCACAAAGACGGUACCACAGAGGCUUCCAAACAUUUGAUUGGCGGACAAGAUGGUGUACGUAAAACCAGAGAUGUCGACACAAUUGGCGGACCAACUAGAACUCAGCACGGAUCUUCUGAAAGCCCUAAACAUCUUAUUGGCGGACAAGCUGGUGUCUACUACAAAGACAGAACCACAGAGGCUUCCAAACAUUUGAUUGGCGGACAAGAUGGUGUACGUAAAACCAGAGAUGUAGGCACGAUUGGCGGACCAGCUGGAACUCAAAAAGGAACUUCUGAAAGUCCUAAACGUCCUAUUGGCGGACAAGAUGGUGUCUACUACAAAGACAAAACAACAGAGGCUUCCAAACAUUUGAUUGGCGGACAAGCUGGUGUUCAGAAAUGCAACUAAAAAUAGUUAAUUUAAUAUUGUUUAUUAUUGCCUUAAAUAAAACAAAUCUGUAAUUUCAAGUUUAUUUAACCAGUAUGUAUUCACUUUGAAAAUAAAUAUUUUUUCGAA